Messenger RNA from Soboliphyme baturini, 389 nucleotides. The record is from the annotation of a GenBank genome assembly. NCBI's taxonomy places the organism in Eukaryota, Metazoa, Nematoda, Enoplea, Dioctophymatida, Soboliphymatidae.
AUGUCUUCUCAAAGGGACGAAUUUGCUGACUUGGAAAUGAAGUACGGAGGUGACGGUAUGAAAAAGAAGAAACGGUCGAAAAUGAAAAGUGCUGACAGGUAUGCAUUAGUAGAAGAGUCUUCAAAGGAGUCGACUGGCAGUUCCAGGAUUGGUCGAAAGAAGACGGUAACAGUUGAUUUAGAAGAUCCCCAUCAACUAAGGUUCAUUAUUCCGGGUCGCGUCAAAUGCGACUGUCAAGCAUCUGCGCAUGGUCUUGUCAACAACUGCCUGUCAUGCGGACGGAUUGUAUGUGAACAGGAAGGAUCUGGUCCGUGCUUCUUCUGCGGUUCACUGGUAACAAUGUGGUUUUAUAUAUUUUGUUGUCUAUACAGUAUUUACUUGAUUUGAUU